Molecule: messenger RNA, 2799 nt
Organism: Cynoglossus semilaevis (tongue sole)
Lineage: Eukaryota; Metazoa; Chordata; Actinopteri; Pleuronectiformes; Cynoglossidae
Gene: pitpnab
Product: phosphatidylinositol transfer protein, alpha b
Exons: 12
Coding region: 298-1110 (270 amino acids)
Biological process (GO): phospholipid transport
Cellular component (GO): cytoplasm
Molecular function (GO): phosphatidylinositol transfer activity; phosphatidylcholine binding; phosphatidylcholine intramembrane carrier activity
Source: RefSeq, a predicted model, not a curated record
CGGCGGCGGCUGCUGCUGCUGUUCCUGUCGAACCAUCCACUUUUCUGCGCUCUCUCAUCCGCACAGGCCUCGCUGCUUUGCGCGCAGCAGCAACGCCGCGCCGCGGCCCAGAUCAGGAAGUGAACGUGAAGACAACAAGCGACUGUGGAAGGUAGAAUGACAUAGAGGAGGAGGAGAGGUGUAAAAGAGACGCAGGCGGAGGAGGAAGGAAGAAGAGACCCACGGAGGGAGAGACCGACCCUGUUUCUGCACCUGCAUUGAGCCGCUCCCCUCUGGAACACACUGUAGUCGCUAAAAAUGCUCAUAAAGGAAUUUCGAGUGAUUCUUCCCAUCUCAGUGGAAGAGUACCAGGUGGGCCAGCUCUACUCUGUGGCCGAGGCCAGUAAAAAUGAGACGGGGGGAGGAGAAGGAGUGGAGGUGCUAAAAAAUGAACCCUACGAGAAAGAGGGGGAGAAAGGACAGUACACGCACAAAAUCUACCAUUUGCAGAGUAAAGUCCCGUCAUUCGUCAGAAUGUUGGCUCCGGCCUCUGCCCUCAACAUCCAUGAGAAAGCCUGGAACGCAUAUCCUUAUUGUCGCACAGUUAUCACUAAUGAGUAUAUGAAAGACAACUUCCUGAUCAAGAUUGAGACAUGGCACAAACCUGACUUGGGACACCUCGAAAAUGUUCAUGGUCUGGACGCAGAAACUUGGAAAAAGGUGGAUGUUGUUUAUAUUGAUAUAGCAGACAGACACCAAGUGGAGCCCAAGGACUAUAAGCCAGAAGAAGACCCGUGCAGGUUCAAGUCAGUGAAGACAGGCCGAGGUCCUUUAGGACCAGACUGGAAGAAGGAGCUUCCUAACAAGAAAGACUGCCCACACAUGUGUGCCUACAAACUGGUCACUGUCAAAUUCAAGUGGUGGGGGCUGCAAAACAAAGUGGAAAACUUCAUUCAAAAGCAAGAGAAGCGUUUGUUCACUAACUUCCACCGUCAGUUGUUCUGCUGGAUCGACAAGUGGAUUGAGUUGAACAUGGAUGAUAUUCGUCGCAUGGAGGACGAGACGCGCAAAGAGCUGGAUGAGAUGAGAGUGAAGGACCCUGUGAAAGGAAUGGUGGCUUUAGAAGACUGAGGCUGUAUCAGACCGUGAAUGCUGCUGCUCAUCAGAGUAACCAGACACCAGCAGGUUCACAUCUUCCUUCUGUUCCCCCUGAUGCGGCACCUGACCAGCUGAUGCUAACUCUGGUCUGGAUCAGACAACAGCCUGGUUUUUUGGGGACCUGGGUCCAACAAAUACCUAGUUUUUUGAGCCAACCUUCAUUCCAUUCCAGCUCCCUUCAAUUCCAUUUGCCCUUAUUGGUUUUCCCAUGGGUGUCACCAUCUACCUGUAGUAACUGCUCUGAGGCCUCCACUAGCAACACAGUAGUCAGUCCACUCUGUUCUUAACUGCAGAGCAGAGUGACAUUAUUUGUUUGUCAAUUCAAGAUAUCCCAACAUGUAUAUACUGGGGAGCAGAAGCAUUGUACCACAACUAUAAAUAUAUAUAUAAAUAAAUAAAUAGAUAAGCAGGGUUUUUAAAUUUUAUUUUCUUCAGAAUGUCUGUGAUUUAGUUGUGAUCGGGGGGGGGGGGGGUAGAUCUAGAACUACAAGAAAGGUAGUUCUGUCUUAGACUAAUUCUCCCGAGGACUUCCUGGCCUGGAUGAGUGAGAACAUUCCCAGCAUUCUACUUGGUGUUGCGUUUGAUUCUGUGACUUGUUUUUUUUUCUCUUCAUCAUUGUUCUGGAUUUGUCAUGUAUAAGUUUUGUUGUUAAAAUCCAUUUGCGAAAUUUGAAAAUGCCCUGUGAGCUCCUGCCGAUGUGUGAUGUAAAAUCUGACUCCUUCUCUCACAGUUUUAUUCGCCCCUUAUUUGUCGCUGACGUCAUGGUUUGUGUGUGUGUGUGUGUGUGUGUAUUUUGCUGAACCUUCUAUGCUUUGGUUUUUUUUCUUGUUUUCCAGGAUCCAAUAUGUUAAAAUACAGUAACUGUCAGAAUAUUAUCUCAAUGAAGCACACACACACACGCACACACACAGAGUUGAGGGAAAUUAGCUAUAGCCUACAAAUAUGAUGACAUAGAACAUUCAUACAUCUUACUGUAGGACGGUCCCUUGUUUAUUUAGGUCUGACACCUGGCAGUUUUCUUCCUUGUUUACUUUUCCAACCCCUAAAAUUAAACACAUCUUUCUCCCUGUCACUCAUCCCAUCAUUUCUGCCGUGGAUAAAAAGGUUUUAUCCAGUACAAGCAAUAACUACCAUCAGACAUGAUUCUCUGUUUUUAUCGCCACAGAUCUACGUUUUGUGCUGCCGUUCACUCAGAAAGUGAGUGAGUUUUGGGUCAUUGUAUUUACCAGGUGUUGAUUUGAUUGUGUCCGUCUUUAGUUGCAGUGGGGGUUUUUUCUCCUGCUGGAACCUGGAGUCUGUUGUUUGUGAUAGUGUGGUGUUGUGGUAUAUGCAUGGGUGUACGUGAGUGAGGUACAAUGGUGUGUUUCUGAAGACUAAUGCUGGAGUUGGAGGGGGAUGUAGUCGCGAGGCUCAGCCUUCCUACUUCUCACUGAUGUCUGUUUGGCAUUUCUAUUUUCCUUUUCACCCAUUCUUCACAUUUCAUAUUCGGCACUCAUUGUUAACAGUGUGGGAACUUAAAGAGGUCACGGAGUGGUGUGGAAUAAAAAGCUAGUAUAGAGCUAAAAGGAAGCACACUUAAAAGUUUGAUUCUUUACAUCGCGUGUGUAAAAUGCAUUGAUCAAGAGUCGAAUCAAAUAAAUAUUUAUCAAUUCCUGUGACAAA